AAUAUAACGUAUGAUGAGAUAUAUAAUAAAGGCUAUAAUAAAUUUACAGGGUCGAAAUCACUUACACGUAUGCAAUUGUAUUAUUAUUUUUUUAUUUUUUAUUUUGCUUCUACAGUCACAUUUGCUAAGACCAUAUAUACGCCUCGUAAUAAUUUCUCAAAGCUCUCUGUUUCUCCGCCAGCAAAGCCAUUACAUCACUUGCAUACAUAUUAAAAUAUAUAUAAACACAUCUAGUAUAUAUCAACCAUUAAUCUAGUACUGCAAAUAGAAUCAAAAGUUCAAAGUCUUCCUAUCCAUAUCAGCAUUGCCGUAGUAAAAAUGAAGAAAAUAGCAGAGCUGGUCUUCAUCCCCUCGCCCGGAGUCGGUCACCUCACAUCGGCACUGGAGAUGGCCAACCUCCUCAUCCGCCGCGACGAACGGAUCUUCAUUACAUUCAUCAUAAUGAAGGUGCCCUUUGAUACCAAGACCAGUAUUCAUACCCAAUCAACGGCUGAAGACGCGAACUCACGCAUACGUUUUGUGGAACUUCCUCACGAAGAACCAAGUACAGAACAGAAGUCCCGUUUCCACAUCAUGACCACCCUUAUAGAAACCAACAAGACUCGAGUGAGAGAUGUUGCUGCCGGAAUCCAAACAAAUAGGCUUGCUGGGUUCGUUGUUGAUGUGUUCUGCAGCAGCAUGAUCGAUGUGGCCGACGAGUUGGGGAUCCCAACCUACAUCUACUUCACGUCCAGUGCCGGUUUUCUUGGCCUCAUGUUUCAUCUCCAGUUCAUCCAAGAUGACCAAAACAAAGACAUUAUUCAGUUCAAGGACUCGGAUACUGAGUUAUCAGUUCCAAGUUUUGCCAAUUCAGUUCCGACUAAGGUCUUGCCGUCUGUGAUGCUGCAAAACCAAGAUGAGUGCAGCAGGUUCCUAGCACAUGCCCGAAGGUUCAGACGUACAAAAGGCAUCUUGGUCAACACGUUCAUGGAGCUAGAAUCCCAUGCAGUGAAGUCCCUAUCUGACAGUAAGACCCCGCCAAUCUACCCGGUGGGACCUGUACUCAACCUCAAGAUUGGUGAUGGGAGCCACCAAUCCGAUGCUAUCAUGAGCUGGCUCGACGAUCAGCCACCAUUGUCAGUGGUGUUCUUGUGCUUCGGGAGCUUGGGAAGCUUCGGUAAGGAACAGGUGAAAGAGAUUGCGGAUGCACUAGAGCGUAGUGGCUACCGUUUCUUGUGGUCCCUGCGUCAGCCUCCACCAAAGGGAAAGGUAGAGCUUCCAAAAGAAUACGAGAAUCCACAGGAAGUCCUGCCGGAGGGAUUCUUGGAACGGAUGGCAGGGAUGGGAAAAGUGAUUGGCUGGGCGCCACAAGUGGCAGUGCUGUCACACCCGGCGGUGGGAGGGUUUGUGUCACAUUGCGGGUGGAAUUCUACGUUGGAGAGCGUGUGGUGUGGAGUGCCCAUGGCAGCAUGGCCUCUGUACGCAGAGCAGCAAUUGAAUGCUUUUGAAAUGGUGAGAGAGUUGGGGUUAGCAGUGGAGAUCAAGAUGGACUUUAGGAAAGAUCCCAGUAGAGAUAUUAACCAAGAGCCUUUGACGGCAGAGGAGAUAGAGACUGGGAUAAGAAAAGUAAUGACGAACGACCAGGAAAUUAGGAAGAAGGUGAAUGAGAUGAAAGAAAAGAGCAGAGAAGCCAUGAUGGAGGGUGGGUCAUCCUACAUUUCUCUGGGACGUCUAAUUGAGGAUGUGAUUAAAAGUAUGGAUUUCCACUCUUAAAAAUCUGAAUAAAUGAUGCCUCCCAGUGCAUGGAAUACACUUUCCUGAGAACCAUGGUGGCCUUCACUUCCUUUCAACCGGAUACAUGUUCUCCAUAAGUUGCAUGUGAAGUAAAUGAAAACAGGAAGUCAUAUCUUUAAUGAGCUAUCAAAUGCAUGUAUUUUGUUUCAAUGAAAAAUGAUACUAACAUUGGCUGUUCACUUAGAUAGGAUUUAUAUACAUUGCAGCUAUUGCUAAUCCUAUUGUAUUGAGGUAUUUCCCCUGAGAUAACAAUCACGUACAAAGCAAAGGCUAUUUUCUAGAAA
Messenger RNA from Cornus florida, 2057 nucleotides. Its product is annotated as anthocyanidin 3-O-glucosyltransferase 2-like. Gene Ontology annotation, molecular function: UDP-glycosyltransferase activity. NCBI's taxonomy places the organism in Eukaryota, Viridiplantae, Streptophyta, Magnoliopsida, Cornales, Cornaceae. Bases 319 to 1752 code for a protein of 477 amino acids. The transcript has a single exon. The record is from RefSeq and is a predicted model, not a curated record.